AUGGUACUGCGCAGGCGGAAUGUAGGGGAUGGGGGAUCUCCUAGAGGCCCUCCUGAGGAAGGCCUCGAUCCACCGACGCGCCAGGGCACUGCCGAUGCGGUGUUUGAACCCCCUGAGGUUGACGAGGCUGUGAUCGACAGGCGAAGAAGUGCCUCCAGGCUCAUCAUCGUUUCCUGUUACACUGCGACGCUGUCUCUGCUCUUCUUGGCCUGCGCGAUCGGUGGCUGCUUCCUUGGAAUAUAUAUUUCAACGCCCCAGCUGAAGCCCAUCGACGCAGACGUCGACGCCACAAGCACACUGCUGGACCCUUCGAACUCCGUAUUUCGCUACAGACAAAAGUUCGGCACGCCUACAAAUAAUCCCUGGAUCUACUUCGCGGAACCAGACACCGAGCUCGAAGUAUGCGCCAGCGAAGGCCGUGACGGAACGAACGUGCAGUUUGAGCUGCCAUGGCGCGUGGGCUUGAGUAUCCCCCGUUCGGAGACUGCCCUGCUGCAGCAAGCUAAGCCGCUGAUCGAUGACUGCCUUGCCUACAAGUCCGUACUGCUAGGGGUAGAGAUAACGGAGGCCUAUACUGGAUCCUUCCUAGGGGAAGAAAAAAUGAGUGGUCCAAUCCACGUCAUUCAGGCAGUGGGGUGUACGGUCAGUGACGACGCCAACAUGGCUGGGGUUUUGUAUGCACCAAGCCACGACGAGUCCCCGUGCAACGGCACGAAUGUGCAUGAUGGUGUCGCCAGAGUCAUGCCCAAGAGGAGAUUAGGCCUCGUCCCUGUCCCUUCCCUGCCCUCCAUUCUGGUUACCUUAAUAGCCUCUCGGAAGGCCUACUGCCAAUCUUCGCUUACGACUACUGCGCCGGUAGAAAUUCCGACUCAACGCCAAAGUGACCACUCUGUAUCCUUAAAUGCGCAUUUAUUCGUAUUUUCGCGUUUCACCUGGGAUGCGUUUCGUAGACACACGAAGAAACACAUGCCCGCGCCCUCCCCGAGCAGGGGGGGGCUGGCGGGUGGACGGAAAGUAGAGCGAGGAGAGGAGGAAGGAGCGCCAGAAGUUGGAAACAUUAUUACUUAG
Molecule: messenger RNA, 1068 nt
Organism: Cyclospora cayetanensis
Lineage: Eukaryota; Apicomplexa; Conoidasida; Eucoccidiorida; Eimeriidae
Exons: 5
Coding region: 1-1068 (355 amino acids)
Source: RefSeq, a predicted model, not a curated record